Molecule: messenger RNA, 411 nt
Organism: Sclerotinia sclerotiorum 1980 UF-70
Lineage: Eukaryota; Fungi; Ascomycota; Leotiomycetes; Helotiales; Sclerotiniaceae
Exons: 1
Coding region: 1-411 (136 amino acids)
Source: RefSeq, a predicted model, not a curated record
AUGUCUGAAGGGCUUGCAAAAGAAAUAGCCCCUUUCGGAAUCCGCGUAUUGAUUGUCCAACCUGGCGCUUUUACAACCAACAUGAUAAACCCUGUUCGUUUGACCCAAAAGCCGCUUUCCGAUGUCUACAGGAAUACUCAAGUCGCAGAAUUCGUCGGGGCUUUCGGAGAAAACGCAACUUUCACUGCGCCAAAUAAUGUUGAGAAAGGAUGUCAAGCUAUUUUUGAGGUUGUUACUGGCACCGGACGAGGCGCUGAUAAGGAAAAUUACAUCAGAAUGCCUCUGAGUAAGGAUUGUGCUCGGGAAACUCGCGAACACAUUAAGAUUUUGGAGGAGGGUUAUGAUGUAUUUAGAGAUAUUUGGGAGAGUACCGAACAUGAUGGUGGUGUCUUGAAGGCUUUUGGAAGAUGA